Messenger RNA from Vitis riparia (riverbank grape), 957 nucleotides. RefSeq names its product ubiquitin-like-specific protease 1A. Gene Ontology annotation, molecular function: deSUMOylase activity. The record is from RefSeq and is a predicted model, not a curated record. NCBI's taxonomy places the organism in Eukaryota, Viridiplantae, Streptophyta, Magnoliopsida, Vitales, Vitaceae. The coding region runs from base 1 to 957 and encodes 318 amino acids. Gene Ontology annotation, cellular component: nucleus. The transcript is spliced from 7 exons. Gene Ontology annotation, biological process: protein desumoylation.
AUGGCCCCACAAUCUCAUGCAGAGGCAUCGCUUCCACCACAAGUGACAAUAGAAGAAACGCGAGAAUGUGAUAGGGUAGGUGGGAGUGGUAAUCAAGCCAUUAAACCUUCAUCUAUCAAGAGAUUUAAGCGGACUGGUAAGAGGAUUGUGAAGCGUCCUCCCACUUGCAAAAGUCCAUUUGUCACCCAAUGUGUUAAACAAUUCCCUAAAAUCCUCCAUGCUCAUCGGGUAGUAGCGGAUUACGCUUUGGCAGAAAUUGGUGAUCCUAGCAAGAUUUUAUGCGAGAUGUAUGGGAUGUACAUUACCCGAGAAGAAAUUUCUUGUCUAAAUGCAGGGCGGUGGGUUAAUUCAGUAAUUGUGGCGAUUGUGUCUCGCAUGAUGAAUGGACAGCAAGCACCACCAGCGCGCACACACUAUUUUGAUCCUUCAUUCUCGGUGAUUCUGACCAACUUGAAAACAAAUGCAACCAGCCAAGUGAUCAUGGAUAGAUGUCGCAUGUAUCUGGAUGCUGGUAUAUUGGGCCAUGAUUUGGGAACAUGUGACAUGAUGUUCAUCCCGGUUUGUGAGAACAAUCACUGGCACGUUCAUUUUGUUAAUUUUGCAGCUGGAAGAGUUGAAAUUCUUUCAUCUUUGCCCUUGAGGCGAGGAAACAGUAUUAGUGCUGCAACAAGGCGAUUAUCUAUGGCAAUCAAUAAAGCACUGCAUGCAUAUAGAAUUCAUAUGGAUGUGGAUGUCUCGACUUUUGUGCAUGUCCAACCACACCUUGUGCAACAACUGAAUGGGUUCGACUGUGGUAUCCUUGCACUAAAGUUCAUGGAAUUUUGGAAUGGGGUGACCUUAACUACUUCAGUGGCAGAGGACAAGUUGAACAUGUACAGACUCCAGCUAGUUGUGGAACUAGCACUCAAUGAACGCAACACUGUUAGAGAUAAAAUUAUGGCCUCCUGUCAUUUGUGA